AUGUCAAGGCCUCCAAUCUUUAUCAAGGAUUUGGUGAAAGGUAAUCAAGUUUGGAAAAUGCACGUACGCGUUGUUGAUCUUUGGGUUGUUAAGGAGAAAAGGGGCCAACAACAUCUCGAGUUGGUCAUACAAGAUGGAAAGGGUGAUCAAAUUCAUGUUGUGACGAGGAACCGAGAUUUCAAGGAGUGGGUUGAGCAACUUAAGGAACAUGACACUUACGCUGUUUAUAAUGGAGAACCGGUGGUUAAUGAUGGCUCAUUCAAAGUUUGUUCCAAUAGCCUUAAACUUGUCUUUAAUGGAGGAACAACAAUUUCAAACAUUGCCAUGCCGAAAAUACCUCCCCAUCAGGUCAAAUUCAAGGCUAUUGGAGACUUUCUCAAUGGACUUUUCCAGAUUGAUAUGUUAUAUGAUGUGAUCGAAAUUUUACAAGAUGUUGUGCAAACUCAAAUGGGUGGUAGUGGAAAGAAAUCAUGCGCCAAUAUUACCUUGCAUGAUGAACCUGGUAAUGUCAUUGAGGUUGCAUUAUGA
Lathyrus sativus (Indian pea) is the source of this 528-nucleotide messenger RNA. NCBI's taxonomy places the organism in Eukaryota, Viridiplantae, Streptophyta, Magnoliopsida, Fabales, Fabaceae. The record is from the annotation of a GenBank genome assembly.